AUGAGCGUCAACAGCGCCAUCGCGGCGCUCCCCGCCUACAAGGCCCUCGACGCCUACGUCAAGACCGGCGACGAUAAGAAGGCCCUCGACGAGACGGUGCAGAAAUUCAACGACUUGGCCAAGGACUCCGAGUCGCAGUUGGAAGACUUCCUCUGGGACACGUACAACGCCAUUUUCGCCGUCGCCAAGCAGACCCCUCCGGAGAAGCAGGGCCCUCUCGUGGACUUCAUCCAGCGACUGCGCGAGACCACCGUCACGGCAUCCGACGGCCAGUCAUUGCAUCUGAGUGAAGGCGUCGUCUGGAAAGAUCUUCCCACCUUCGGAUGGGUCGCCCGCGAUCUGUGGAACUUUGACAUCACCGACGCAUCCGCCUCAAAGGAAGAAAAGGCGAGCUGGGACAACCUCGCCGCCUUCCUCGCCCAGCUGACGGCCCGCGCCUCCGUCGUCGAGGGCACCGCCGACCCGCUCGACUACUCCACCUACGGCCUCUGGGCCCUCCGCGACGCCUUCGAGACGGAGCACCCCGCCGACGCCGACAGCGCCGCCGCCGUGAGGCACGCGUCGCUGUGGAUCCGGCACGCCGGGGACGCCUUCAGGAAGCUGUCCGCCGAGGACCGCGACCUCGAGGCCAAGACCGGCGCUGCCGGCGGCAGGUUUGGAGAUCGUCAGUGGAAGGGGUUCAACCGGGAGAGGUGGGGUGUCUGGACGGAGGGUUUCGCGACGGCGCAGAGCUCGUUGGCUGAUGAAGAGGCGAAGGGUCUGGCAGGACGGGCUGUGGAUAUCAUGAAGAGCAAGUAA
This is a messenger RNA of Colletotrichum karsti, 798 nucleotides long. RefSeq lists its product as uncharacterized. The record is from RefSeq and is a predicted model, not a curated record. The transcript is spliced from 2 exons. The coding region runs from base 1 to 798 and encodes 265 amino acids. NCBI's taxonomy places the organism in Eukaryota, Fungi, Ascomycota, Sordariomycetes, Glomerellales, Glomerellaceae.